This is a messenger RNA of Dentiscutata erythropus, 231 nucleotides long. Lineage: Eukaryota; Fungi; Glomeromycota; Glomeromycetes; Diversisporales; Gigasporaceae. The record is from the annotation of a GenBank genome assembly.
AUGACAACACAAAAUGGUGAAGAUAUUUAUCACUCCAAUAACGAUGAAAUCAGCGACAAAAAUAUACACCACACCAAUAACAACGACACCAACAGUGAGGGUACUUUCAUAAAAGAAAGAAGAGUAUUCACCACUCCAAUAAUGAUGAAAUCAGCGACGAAAAUAUAUACUACACCAAUAAUAACGACACCAAUGGCAAGGGUACUUUCAAAAAAGAAAGAAGAAUAUUAA